Messenger RNA from Drosophila elegans, 982 nucleotides. Its product is annotated as mediator of RNA polymerase II transcription subunit 15. The record is from RefSeq and is a predicted model, not a curated record. Lineage: Eukaryota; Metazoa; Arthropoda; Insecta; Diptera; Drosophilidae. Bases 177 to 917 code for a protein of 246 amino acids. The transcript has 2 exons.
CAAGUCAAAUCAAAAAACGCUGGCACAUUGCAAGCCCAUCAUUUGUCAUAUUUCCAAUUUCCCAUUUGGCGAGCUCGUAUAAAUAUCAUCGGAAUGCAAACGAUAAACGUCAGUUAGCGAGCUUAAAGAGUGGUAAACGGAUCCUCAGCACUAGCCAUCAAAUACUCCUGCCCAAGAUGCGCGGAUUCCUGUUACUUUGUUUCAUCGCCUCCGUUUCGGCGGCCAAGCUGGGCUACAACUACCAAGCUGCUGCCAGCGACCGACGAUUUGCCGGACUCAUCGAUGCCGAGGCCACAGGAUUCAGUUCGACACCCACGCAGCAGCAGCAGCAACUGGUGCAGCAGGAAUCGCAGCAGCAGCGGCAGCAGCAGCAGCAACAGAUUCCCGCUGCUGCGGAUGAGUUCAGCAAGGAGUUCUUCACUUACACCGCUCCCGAGGAGGAGUUUGCGGACCGCGAGGCCACCGAGCACAUUGCCAGCAUGCUAAAGCGCAACCUGCGCGUACUGUUCAUCAAGUCGCCGGAGCACCAGGGUCUCACCAACGCUGCCCUCCAGUUGGCCAAGCAGGCCAGUGAGCAGCGAACGGCCAUCUAUGUGCUCAGCAAGCAGGCGGAUAUUGGCCAGCUGGCCCAGCGACUGGCCACUGAGAACCAGGCCCAGAGCCACAAGCCGGAGGUGCACUUCGUCAAGUAUCGCACACCCGAGGACGCGGUGCGGGCCCAGCAGCUCAUCCAGCAGCAGUUCGACUCCUUGGGCGGCAGUUCCCGCAGCUCCGACGAGGGUGUGGCACCCGUGCUGGACUUUAGCUCAGCGCCCGCUGCCAUUAAUGUCCAGGAGCAGAAUGAUGCCCAGAACCAGGUCCAGGCGGUCACGCCGCUCACGAAGUAUUUGCCAGCGGCACUGCUGCGCAGCAAAUAGACAAAGUAAAUUAUGUUAAUAAACUUAAGUCCUUAGUAUAAAUCCUAGAAAUACAAGAAAUGAUA